Molecule: messenger RNA, 4308 nt
Organism: Gracilinanus agilis (Agile Gracile Mouse Opossum)
Lineage: Eukaryota; Metazoa; Chordata; Mammalia; Didelphimorphia; Didelphidae
Product: zinc finger protein 658B-like
Exons: 12
Coding region: 1-4308 (1435 amino acids)
Biological process (GO): negative regulation of transcription by RNA polymerase II
Molecular function (GO): DNA-binding transcription repressor activity, RNA polymerase II-specific
Source: RefSeq, a predicted model, not a curated record
AUGAGAAGGGAUGAAAUCACCAUCCCUGCUGACCAGUCUCAGAUGGACAUCGUCUGCCCUAAUGUCUCUGCUGACCUCCAGGCUUGCAUCUCAGAUUUCCAUACUGAUAAUUCAAACUGCACAACCUUUGGGCAUCUGAAACUCAUUGCUCAGAACCAUAGGAGUCCUCUGACUCCUCACUGGCUCUCAUCGCACAUAGCCAAUAUGGUGCCCACACCUGCCAGUUUCACCUUUGCAGCAUCUCCCCAAUAUGCCUCCUUCUGUCCUGUGUUCUUUCAGCAGCAGGAGGUGGUGACAUUGAAGGACGUGGCUGUGGACUUCACCGAGGAGGAGUGGUGCCUCUUGUCCCCUCCCCAGAAGGAGCUGUACAAGGAGGUGAUGCUGGAGAAUGCCCGGAACCUGUGCUCUGUGGGGCUUGCAGUUUCCAGAGAAGACGUGAUCUCUUAUUUUGAGCAAAGGGAAGCCCCGUGGAUGCUAGAGCAAGAAGACCUGAGAAACUGCUCUCCAGGAAAGAUCAUACCACAACUGAAGGAGACUCCAACAGAAGUGAGCCUCUCUGUGAAAGAAAUGGACCUACAAAGAUCCGUGAGUGAUGGUCCCAGUAGCUUAGCUUGGAGAGAACAUGGUGUUGAAUCUCAAAAUUCAUCUCUUAUUGAACAUGAAAGAAUGCACACUGAGGAAAGCUCUAGUCAACAUAAUCAGUGCGGAAAGACGUUUAUGCACAGGGCAAGUCUUGUACAACAGAGAAUUCACACUGGGGAGAAAACUUAUGAAUGCAAUCACUGUGGAAAGACAUUCACUCAGAGCUCCAGUCGUGCUGUACAUCAGAGAAUCCACACUGGGGAGAAACCUUUUGAAUGCAAUCAGUGUGGAAAGACAUUCAGUUGGAGCUCCAAUCUUACUGCACAUCAGAGAAUACACACUAGAGAGAAACUUUAUGAAUGCAGUCACUGUGGAGAGACAUUCAGUAAGAGCUCCAGUCUUAUUUGUCAUCAGAGAAUCCACACUGGGGAGAAACCUUAUGAAUGCAAUCAGUGUGGAAAGACAUUCAGUCGGAGCUCCAGCCUUGCUGUACAUCAGAGAAUCCAUACUGGGGAGAAACCUUAUGAAUGCAAUCAGUGUGGAAAGUCUUUCAGAGACAGCUCCAAUUUUGCUGUGCAUCAGAGAAUCCACACUGGGGAAAAACCUUAUGAAUGCAAUCAGUGUGGAAAGACAUUUAGGGAGAACUCUAGUCUUGUUUGUCAUCAGAGAAUCCACACUGGGGAGAAACCUUAUGAAUGCAAUCAGUGUGGAAAGACAUUCAGUCGGCGCUCUCUUCUUGCUGUUCAUCAGAGAAUCCACACUGGGGAGAAACCUUAUGAAUGCAAUCAGUGUGGAAAAACUUUCAGGGAAAGCUCCAAUCUUGGUGUGCAUCAGAGAAUCCACACUGGGGAGAAACCUUUUGAAUGCAAUCAGUGUGGAAAGACAUUCAGAGAGAGCUCCAGUCUUGCUAUACAUCAGAGAAUCCACACUGGGGAGAAACCUUAUGAAUGCAAUCAGUGUGGAAAGACAUUCAGGACGAGCUCCAGCCUUGCUGUACAUCAGAGAAUGCACACUGGGGAAAAGCCUUAUGAAUGCAAUCACUGUGGAAAGGCAUUCAGGCAGAGCUCCAGUCUUGCUAUACAUCAGAGAAUCCACACUGGAGAGAAACCUUAUGAAUGCAAUCAGUGUGGAAAAACAUUCAGGAAGAGAUUCAGUCUUGCUGUACAUCAGAGAAUCCACACUGGGGAAAAGCCUUAUGAAUGCAAUCACUGUGGAAAGACAUUCAGGGAGAGCUCCAGUCUUGCUAUACAUCAGAGAAUCCACACUGGAGAGAAACCUUUUGAAUGCAAUCAGUGUGGAAAGACAUUCAAUCAUAGCUCCAGUCUUGUUCCACAUCAGAGAAUCCACACUGGGGAGAAACCUUAUGAAUGCAAUCAUUGUGGAAAGACAUUCAGUCGGAGCUCCCAUCUUGCUGAACAUCAGAGAAUCCACACUGGACAAAAAACUUAUGAAUGCAAUCAGUGUAGAAAGAUAUUCAGGGAGAGCUCCAGUCUUGCUUAUCAUCAGAGAAUCCACACUGGGGAAAAACCUUAUGAAUGUAAUCAGUGUGGAAAGACAUUCAAUCAUAGCUCCAGUCUUGCUCCACAUCAGAGAAUCCACACUGGGGAGAAACCAUAUGAAUGCAAUCACUGUGGAAAGACAUUCAGUUGGAGCUCCAGUCUAGCUUAUCAUCAGAGAAUCCAUACUGGGGAGAAACCUUAUGAAUGCAGACAGUGUGGAAAGACAUUAAGUCUGUGUUCAAAUCUUGUACAACAGAGAAUGCACGCUGGGGAGAAACCUUAUGAAUGCAAUCAGUGUGGAAAGACAUUCAAUCAGAGCUCUAGUCUUACUGUACAUCAGAGAAUUCACACUGGGGAGAAAACUUACGAAUGCAAUCACUGUGGAAAGACAUUCACUCGGAGCUCCAGUCGUGCUGUACAUCAGAGAAUCCACACUGGGGAGAAACCUUUUGAAUGCAAUCAGUGUGGAAAGACAUUCACUUGGAACUCCAAUCUUGCUGUACAUCAGAGAAUCCACACUGGGGAGAAACCUUAUGAAUGCAAUCAGUGUGGAAAGAAAUUCAGUCAGAGCUCCGGUCUUGCUGUACAUCAGAGAAUCCACACUGGGGAGAAACCUUAUGAAUGCAAUCAGUGUGGAAAGACAUUCAGGGUGAGCUCUGGCCUUGCUAUACAUCAGAGAAUCCACACUGGGGAGAAACCUUAUAAAUGCAAUCAGUGUGGAAAGACAUUCAGGUUUAGAUCCAGUCUUACUGUACAUCAGAGAAUCUACACUGGGGAGAAACCUUAUGAAUGUAAUUAUUGUGGAAAGACAUUCAGGCACAGCUCCAUUCUUUCUGUACAUCAAAGAAUCCACACUGGAGAGAAACCAUAUGAAUGCAAUCAGUGUGGAAAGAUAUUCAGCCGGAGCUCCAAUCUUGCUGUACAUCAGAGAAUCCACACUGGGGAGAAACCUUAUGAAUGCAAUCAUUGUGGAGAGACAUUCAGUCAGAGCUCCAAUCUUGCUGCACAUCAGAGAAUCCACACUGGGGAAAAACCUUAUGAAUGCAAUCACUGUGGAGAGACAUUCAGUCGGAGCUCGAGUCUUGCUGCACAUCAGAGAAUCCACAGUGGGGAGAAACCUUAUGAGUGCAAUCAGUGUGGAAAGACAUUCAGUUGGAGCUCCAAUCUUGCUGUACAUCAGAGAAUCCACACUGGGGAGAAACCUUAUGAAUGCAAUCAGUGUGGAAAAACUUUCAGAGAGAGCUCCAAUCUUGCUGUACAUCAGAGAAUCCAUACUGGGGAGAAACCUUAUGAAUGCAAUCAGUGCAAACUGAAGAAAGAUCCAAAUGGCAAGACACAAUGGCGUUUUGUGCAGGACCUAAGAGCAGUGAAUAAUUUUGUUAAGAAAGGACAUGCAGUGGUACCUAGCCCGGCAAAUAUCAUCGCCAAGAUUCCAAGUAAUGCGGCCUGGUUCACGGUCGUGGACCUGAGACUCGAGUGCCCUAAACUGGGCGAGCACAGGCAGGAGCAGCCCAGGAGGACCAGAGGAGGAGGGGAGAAGGGCCGAGGGGGUGCGGCGGGAGGCGGAGCUGAGACAGCAGCCAGGGACGAGAGAAGGCCUGGCAGGGAAAGGGCGGAGCCGUCCAGCCCACCAACCAGCGGCCGCGCAGAGGCCUCUGGGAAGCAGGAAGUCGGGAGCGCGCGGUCCUUAGCUCCUCCCUCCCAUCCCCAGAUCGGGGCUGCCGCGGACCUGCGGCUCCCUCAGCUCAGAGAAUGGCUCAGUUGGGGAUUUCGUGGAUCCGGGAAGGCGGGGAGAGGAGCGCCGGUCAGAGGAGAGGCCCAAAGUGGGGAGGACCCGGAGACCAGCUCCCGCGGGGGCCGCCCUGAGGCUCCUUCAUGGACACACUCGGCUCACCCCAAGGCGGGAGCAGACCCGGAGCAGCAGCGCCCGGAUGACGAGCCGUGGGCAGGCUGUGAGGUUCGGUACCGGGUGAUGCAGCGUGUCCGCGGGGCUGCUCUGCUCACCAGGGUUCGGCUGUGGCUGCCGCCUUCCCCUUUGGGCUCUCGUGUCCUGCCAAAACGUCCUGCCUGGGGAGGGACCCAGGAGUCCCGCCUCCCUGCUCCUCGCACCCAGAGCCCCGGGCUCCUGCUCCCCUCCUCCCCCUUCUUUCAGAGCCCGCAGCGCCAUGAAAGGCAGCAGAACCCCGGGAGCGACCCUGGCUCUGAGCCUGAGGCUUCCCUGCCAUGA